AUGUGGGGCCUCCGGGCCCUCGUGGCCACUCUCUGCUGGCUCCUGGCAUCGCCCGAGCGCACGGAGUUCAGCUGGCACCUGGGCCAUGGCGCCAGCUUCUUGCUGCAGCGGACCAACCUGGCGCCGGAGGCGCCCGCGGUGCCGCAGGAGGCCCAACACGGCCGAGCCCUGCACUGUCGUGAGGGCCGCCUCGAGUUGUCCGGGGAUUACGAGGUCCGGGAGAGGCUCGUGCUGCAGGGCCCCUGCAAUGUCAGCGCGACCCGCGCGAAGCUGCGGCUCCGGGCCCCCGUGGUCUUCAACGGCAGCGUCGCCCUCAGCGGAAGCCUGAGCGUUGAGGCGAAGGAGGCGGCGUUCCAGGAAGCCUGCGUCUCCGUCAAGGGCACACUGCUCCUGAACGCCGGCGCCUUUUCCUGGGCAUGGAGGGGUGCCGGACAAAAAGUUCAGGAGGUCAAAAAGGAGCAGGCCUCAACGUGA
This is a messenger RNA of Symbiodinium natans, 474 nucleotides long. NCBI's taxonomy places the organism in Eukaryota, Dinophyceae, Suessiales, Symbiodiniaceae. The record is from the annotation of a GenBank genome assembly.